AGAGAGGGACGGGACUCUGAGGAGGCUGCUGGUACUGAGGAAAAACACACGGUGCAGCUGGCUUUGUCCUGGAAACCCCUGUCUGUUUGACUCAAACCAGAAGGAUUUAAAACACGGGACUUUCAAGCCAAUGACAGUGGACCCUUGGAUGUAAGACGAAAACUUUUUUCUGUUCAAGUUUGUGUUUUAUCGCCUCACGUUGACAGUGGCUUCAUAAGUGGGAGAUAUCGGAGGUUUGAGGAAAUAUCUUGAGGAGAGGCUGUCAGAGAGGGAGCUUUGGGAUGCUGGUUCCUCGUGCGCUCCGCUCCUUGCUGUGCGUACUGAGCUGCGCGUGGCUGCACACCGGAGCGGCCUCGCGGCUCAAGUCUCCCGCUCUGCCCAUCCAGUCAGAGAGAGAGCCGCAGCCCUCCAAAGGCUUGGCAGGUAAGGAGCCCAACACUUUUAUUCACGUUCAUUUCAACAUCCUACAGCUGUAUAAGCAAACGUUUAGUGUAGCUUAAUCUGCAUUAAGAGCAUGGACAAAAGUACGUUCAUAAUGUGUGGUACUUUUAUCUAAGUUGGUUUUACUUAAGAAACGUUGUGUUUAUAAAGUGAACACACAUUUCCAACAUGUAAAAGGAGCGUACUAUUAAUUCGGCCACCAAAUGGACCCCCUAAACUUUACAGCCAUCAUCUAAGACGGUGCUGCUGUGACCCAACAUACGCCGAGGUGGCAGUAGAGAGCGUAAUUUAAGUAUUGAUUUAAAAGUCAUUUUGUCUCAAAGCAUGCCGCAAUUUCAGGUUCCUAUUCAGCCGAAUUGCAGUAUACAUGAUGUUUUUUGUAGCCCUUCAAUGUGAGUGUAACAAAUAUCAGUUUUUUAAUAGAUAAACAGGAUUUUUUAAAGAUAGAAUACUUUACCACGAGGAUUGGUGUGUUGCACUGCAUGUGCGCAGAGGGGAGCACUUAAUGACCUGAACAGCCUCCUCUAACGGCCAGUCUCACCUUUAUAGGUUCAGAAUAUGAACUUUAAUAGAAGGAUUUUAGAGUCAAGUGAGCAGUUUUUCCAAUUUGAAGCAAAAAAUAGCAACGUUGAAUAAGAGAGCUGUUUUAUUCUUAUUGUCUUGUAUGACAAUGAAAAAGGCAUUCAUAGAUAGAUAGAUAGAUAGAUAGAUAGAUAGAUAGAACCCACUAAUCUUACAGUCUUUGCACGGGUGGCUUUAGAUGUGCCCCAGUUGCCAGAACUGAGAAUCAAACCAUAGCAUCUGAAAUUAUUAUUGUCUAAGUAAUCAGAUUCAGUCAAGGAACUGAUCAGACAAACUCAAAAGACAAAUAUAAAUCAUCUCUUGCGCCAUUCUGUCCCUUGGGCUCUUAUUUUGAAAUUCUAACUUUGACCUCCAUGUCACCUGACUGUGGCUUUAAUUUAUUUCAUACCUGUAGUUGGUUAAAACACAUAAAGUGGACAAAAACAAUACUUUCAGAAGUUCAUUUGACCCUUUCCCAUUGAAAAACGAGAAAUGAAAAACAUCUCCAACAUCUAUUAUCUUGUUUUUGUUUAAAGUUGGAACAAUGAAGAAAUGAGCUGUUUUUCAUAUGCAGUAAUUUCUUUCUUGUCUGGCAUGAAAUCAUGCCUUCAAACCCUGACCUUAAAGACACCAACUCCUGGCAGCAUGCACAGUCUGUCCGCUUGUGAAGAACUGUCCUCUUAUUACAGACUGCAAACAAAAUUUAAGCAAAUUUCUAUGUUUCACCUUGAACACAGUCCAAUGCCUGCCUGGAUUGCUUCAUGUGUAAACUAGUGGCAAACAUCUGAGUCAUAACCGCAGUGGAUGCCAUUCGAUUCAUGUGUGAAAGCCCCUAAGUACAAAGCUCACUGCGGUUUUUAUAAGGUAACCACUCAGGAGUUCAAAACUGUGGGAACUCCACGUUAACCACAGCCUGCAACGUGCAAUUCUGUGUUGGAAAACUAUAAUCAAUCGACUUUCCAUUACAAGCAUUGGCUCCUCUGAGAUGAUUUAUUUCAGCAGAGACUCAAGUGGCAGGCUCACAGUUUGGCUCCUUAAGAGUGGGACUGGACUAUUUAAGGAGUGCAGUCACUUUAAUGAAAGAAUAAUGUGAACCAGGUUGGAAGCGGUGCGCGAGGAAAGGCAUCAGCUUGAGAAGAGCUGGCGAGAGGUGACAUCACAUUUAGUGUAUGUGUGUAUGAGAAGGUCUCUCACCACACACACCACUUAUCCUAACCAGAGAUCAACAUAAUAUCCCUGUAGUAACACAGCGUGACUAACACUCAAUUAUGAUCGUAGCAUAGUAAUAAUAUCACUGAAAGCUAUUUUUAUGUCCUGUAACAUCAGCAGAGCCCCUGUGUAUUAAACCACUGUGUUUUUAUAGUUAUGGCUGGAUUUCAAGUGAAACAUGUAUAAUGUGCUGCAUUUCAGCUCAGCAGUGUUUGUUUUCACAUCCACUCUAGGUCAGGAUGUUUUUAUUUUUUAAUCUCUGGAGCUGUUGUCUGAUAAAGAGCCCCAGUUUUACAUCAUUUGGCCCCGAAUAAGCUCUAAGGCCUCUGUAUACCUCAGAGUGUGUGUCAAUAUAUUUUCCUUUGCAAUUUAAAGUAUUUUUUCAGCUUAGAGAGUUUCUUUUGCUCUGCUCUGAUUUGCACGUGAACAAAAAACUUCUGGUAGUUGCAACUUUAAACAAAAAGCAUAAAGCUGUUAAGACAUAAUUAACACUAAUAAGUAAUUGUUUUCAGCCACUCAAUAUCUGAAAUUGAUUUGCAUAAAGAGGGUAUGUGUAUUAAAGCCUUUUCUUUCAUCCACAGUGCUUUACAGUGAGUGAUCCAUUUGAGUUUCAAAGGAAGCAAGGUGUAAUUUUUGUUAUAAAACACUGCUUUAAAGUAAGAUAAGCACAAAGAGAAAAGGAUUCAUUGUGUUCACCAGGGCACCAAAAAACACAAAAUGAAAGUCUCUCAUAGGAGCUUUAAGUGAAAAAAAAAAAACAUGUAGGUACCACAUGCAGUUCUCCAAAGAACCCAUAGGGACAACAGCACUACCAUUUGGGACAUCCUGGUGUAUGGUUUACCCUUUAAAAUAAAUGUUAUAGUAAUGUUUAAUCUUAGUGAGGGUGAGCUUGUUGCACAGUUUUUGUUUGAGCUGCAGACAAAACUGCAAAUUUAUCAAUAUUACAAUAUGAACAAUGGCAACAAACACACCACAAAUGAUUAAUUUUGAAUGAUCUCAAUAAUUGUUGACAAUUCAGUGAUGAAGAAUGGAUUUUCGGGUGUAUCUUAGAUCCAUGAGAACCAUGUUGCAAACUCAGCUAAUUUGUAAAAUAUAUAUACUAUACUAUAGAAAUUAUGAGCUAUUUUAUCCAUUGUGCACUCUUUCAUAUUUGUUUAUUUAUUACACUUCUUAAUGUACUAUUGGACAAUGUUUUUACUCACAACAUUGUACUUUUAAGAUCCUUUGUGCAGAAAGUCAGAUUUGUGGGAAAAUAGCUUAACUAUAAGUGGUAAAAUUAGAGGGAAGUUUUGUCCUGUAGGAAAGACGGGAGAAUUGCAGUAUGUCCAUAAAACACACCACAUUUAUAAGGGUUGUUUUGCUAAUUCCUUUAUGUUUCAAAAAAUAUAGCAUAAGGUAAACAUACUAAAGAAAUAUUGUGCUACCCUUUUUUUUUUUUAACCUUUUUUCUUACCUCUGGUUACCUUUACACUGCAUUCAUACCUUUCAAAUGUACCAGCAGUGACUUUUAAAGGGGGUUUGACCUACAUUAUAUUUCUGGGAAUCUCUGACUGUCCUCCUGUGGAAAAUUGUACGCCUCCCAUACUUGCUCAUGGAUCAUUUAGAUGAGACAGGAUGAGUGGUCGAGUCCCAAAACUCAUGAGCCAUCCAGUGAGUUUCUGUUGCCUCCAACAUGUCUGGGCAGUGAGCUGGACACCAAUAUUUUUCGUUCAAUUAUGAAACAAAGGCUCAGUCUGUGUAGCCUGUCACCUCCAAUAUCUGACACUUAAUGAAGGCCUUACGGUCGCAGUAUCAGCUUUAAAAGAGUUGUCUUUUAGAAAGAGCUGAAGAGUCGUGAUCAUGACUACAACAUGUUUGACCCUGAGGACAGUCGUGUAUAAUCAGACAUGUUUGUGUUUCAGGAUGUUCAUUCGGAGGCCGGUUCUACUCUCUAGAGGACACAUGGCAUCCAGACCUCGGGGAGCCGUUCGGUGUCAUGCACUGUGUUCAGUGCCAAUGUGAACCGGUAAGUUUUGUCUCUUUGUCUGUCCUGCUGUUUUCUCAUGUCAGCUCACCCUGAUUUAACCCUAAAAUUAUACAAGGGGGGGUGGGAGUAAAUAGUCUAGAUGAAGUUGGGUAAAAAAUCUGUCUGGAAAUGUCCACACAUGCAGCUCACCUGAGUGCACACUGGGAAAGUUUUCAGGAACUUUUUGUGAGCGUGAAAGCACUAUUUGUGACUUGUGACAGCCAGUAAAAAAGUUUUCUUAGUCCUUUCCAAGUUUAGUCUUUCUUUUAAUCAAGACUUUGGCCAUCUUUAAAAUGCUUAAAAAGCACGUUUGCGAGUCAUAAAACUUGUGUGUUUUUCCACACAUCUAAAUAAAAUCAUAAUCAAAAAAGAUUUUGCUAAAAUUGUGUUUUUUUAAACACAAUGCCAUCAUGAAAGUGCUUGGAGAAAUCAAACUUCAGUUAAAGAAAAUGUAAAUACUUUCGCAUCACCUGAAUAGGAGGUAUUGCUGCAAAUCUACCCCUUGUGGCCUUAAUGGGUAUUACAAGGAGAAACCAUUGAAUUCCAUUUUUUUGUCUGUUUCACAAGAGGAAAAAUUAGAUGUUUUUAUAUGAGUUUUAAUAAAAGACCCUUGUGUCAAAUUUUCUACCUCAUUUGUUGUUUGUUUGUUUGUUUUUUCCUGGUAGCAAAAGACUCGUCGUAACAAGGUGUUUGGGAAGGUGAACUGUAAGAACAUCAAGCAGGACUGUCCAGACCCAGACUGUGAUGAUCCCAUCCUGCUGCCCGGGCACUGCUGUAAAACCUGUCCCAAAGGUAAUUCUCCUUCACUGACACAAACUGAAUGCAUGAUGCAGACAGCUGAGAAAAUACAUGAGCAAUGCAUGACCUGCCGCAGAAAACAUGAAAAGCAAAAGAGACAGUUUUUUCCCUGCAGAUAUUACACAUUUCAUAUGCUACCUCUCUCUCCUUAAGCCUCUUUUUCUACAUCUCCCUCUCUUUUCUCCAUACCCUGGGGUCAGCUAGUCAGUGUUCAAAGCAGCUGUUAGGUGCACCAAAUUAAGACAAUUUCUCUAACCAGCCACAACGGGAAGUACCACCCAUCAACUCAGCCACUUUCACACAUUACCACUUAAGUUCAUCCACACACUGCUGUGAACACUAUUCCACCUUAUUAGAGACUUACAGCUCCUCGGCACACGCUCACACUCACACAUCCUCAGGGUGGGCCUGUAUGCCGCACUGAGGUGUGUUUUUCUAGUCUGUGUCCAGUAAUGGAAAGUCAAGGUAAAGGACAACACUGUGCUGUUUGUGUGUAUGUUUGUGUGUGUUGUGGUUGGGUUUUGGUCAAGUGUGUUUGUCUUAGCUUUGGCACUGAAGCUGCAUGGUGUGUGUGUGUGUGUGUGUGUUUAUGUGUUUAUGUAUGCAUGUAAUGCGGUGCACCUGAGGAUACAGUAUGAGCAGUGAGAAGGGAGAGUGACAUUACCCAGAAGCCCCUAAGUGUGCCCAGUGGAGCAGAGGAGUAAGGGUGUGUGUCAGAGGAAUGAUGAGAUUUCAGAUUCCUUGGUGGAGUGUGUGUGUUUGCGUUUGUCUUUACAUACUUGUGAGGACCAACCCGCAAUAUACAACAUUUCAUUUGAGGACAUUUUUCUGAAGUGGCAUUUUGCAAAGUCGUCACAAAUAAAAUUCUCAGAUGGGCUCCUGUGGCCCCUAUAAAUGAUCGGUAUCCUUAUGUGGACCAAAAGGCUAGUGUUUGUGUUUGUGUGUCUGUGUGAAGCAGACACCUCGAAAGAUAAAGGACAGCAUUUACUUUAAAUGGCUAUGGCAAUGUUUCCACUGCUGGCACUGCCCCAAGUGACCAGGAACCCUUAGAGGAACUCAGUGCAUUUCCAUGGCAGGGAAAUAGGUCUAAAUAGAGCUCAGAGAACACCACCAAAAGCCUUAGUACAACUGAUUGGUCAAGUACUAGAGCUGUUUAUUUCAUCCAUUGACUCUACCUUUCUUCAAAGUUUGCAGCUGUAAACCACAUUUUUAAGAUAUAUUAUUCCUAAAGUGCUAUGACAUAAUAUUUCACACUCAAGAGACCAUGCAACAUUCGGACCCAAAAGACAAACUUAAGGUCCUGCAGGGACGAACCUCAGCUAUAGAGAGUACUAGUGACCCAGAGUGAUAGUGAAGGAACCUUUUAACUGAUUCUAAAGUGGUUUCAUGGACUAAAAGUUUCAGGAACUUGGAUAAAACAGUCUUAAAAGUCAAGGGAAUUCAAUUACAAAUGAACUGGGGCGGCUAAUAGCUCCAUGAUUUGCACAUGAUUUGCCCUGCUAUCUUAUCCUAUGUGAGAUCUAAUUCACAAAGCAAAUUUUGCUCAUAAUUUUUAGGUGUUUUUUAGAGAUGCAGUUGGCGGAAUUAGAACUUAUAUAUGUUUCACUGAGUUCUGAAUAUAAAGGUUACUACUGGGAUCAUGUAUCAAUGUCACACCCUCAAGUCCUUUAGCCACUUGGUACCAUGUUUGUCGCUCCUGCCAGAGAGAUGGCGCUGACUCCCAUAUGUUAUAUCCUUCUUUAUCCCUAUUCUCUAAGGUCUCUUUUUUGUUGUUUUUAUUAAGUCUUGCUCAACUUUAAAUUUGUCACAGUUUGGCUGCUCAUGUUCAUACAUUUCACACUGUUCUCUAAACACAAUCAAGUGAAAAAUUGCAGGACAGGCAGCGCUUAAGUCUCAUCUGUUAACCAGACUCCCAGAAAGAUGGAACAUGAUGUGUUUUGAAAUGUUUGGUCCAAUGAUGGAAUGAUAAGAGAUGGAAAGAUAGUCAUUGUUAGAAACCCUGGAACUAUGAAUGACAGAGAAAUCAUAGCUGUUUAUAUAAAAUGUUACCACACAUAAAACGGUACACUUUAAAUCAACUUCACAUUUUCAGAAUUUGAACCUUCCAACAGGUGUUUGUAAGUGCCCCUACUUUGAAUAACUGGGUUUUGUGUUUGUGCAGGUGAUGAUGACAAGAAACACACAGACCCUGUGCUGGACAGCUUUGAGUAUUUCCAUGAAAAAGGCAAAGAGAGAGAAGGUGACCUUCACAAGUCGUACAAUGACAGAUCGUACCUGAGUUCAGAGGAGACAAGCCUUGGAGAGAGCCGCACUGGUAAGUAGAAGUACUACAGUAAAGUGCAGUUCAUGGGGCAACAGAGCUUGUACUAGAAUCAUUUCCAUGCAUCAACUUCACAUACCCAAAUACAGGCAAAACACAAGAUGGUGUAAACAAUAUUGUGCAUAUGUUGUUGGGUAAAUAUCUGACUGUCCUACUCUCCUUGUGCAGACUUUGUUGCAGUGUUGACAGGAGUGACUGAGUCAUGGCUGCCCAGCUCCAGCGGUGUCGCCAGAGCUCGUUUCUCUCUGACAAGAACCAGCCUGACCUUCUCUAUCACAUACCAGAGGUAAAACCCACUGUUUUAAUGCAGAAAAGCUCUUCUCCUCUUUGUUUUUUGUGUAGUAUUUGGUCACGGAACGUGGUGCUCUGGUUUUCUUCUUAUCUGUCUGAGUAGCAUCACUGCAUAUCCUUUACUCCUUUCCAGCUACUCUUUGCUAUAAACAAACAAACUGAAAAUGUUUAGAGAAGCAAAUACUCAAGGUCUUGCAAUAAUUUCAUUGUUUUGGAGCAAGAUAUAAUCAAACCAUAUGUACAUAAAAGAGAAAUAUUAGUGUGUCCUAUAUUUUGUGUUGAUAUGAAAACUUUUUAAACUGAAAAACCAAAGCAAAGAAAACCAACAAUCUUUUGGCUGAAUGAGCGACCACAGUCACCACACAGUUGUCCAACAUGGCGCAUAUGACUCAUAGUUUGCAACACCACAUCACUGGGGCAGAGCAUUAAAGCUGAAUAGACAGUGGUUCUUAGAAGAAUGGGUUCACAGAGCAGUGUAACAUCAUUCGUUCCUGAAUAAAGUUAUUUUUUAUAAAGCAGAAUUAUUAGUGCCAUGGAGUAGUCACAAUGAAUAGGUAAUGUUAUGAUGUGACACAUAAUGUUAUUCUUCUUUGUUCCAUUAUAGGACAUCAUACAGUAUGAAAAGAUCCUUCAUUGAUGUAAUGUGAAAUAGUAUAAUAUAAUGGGACCCAACAGAGAAUGAUACAAAUUGACAAAUUUCAAUACUAUGCAAUGUAGAGCAAUACAUUAUGGUUUGAUCUAUUGUGGUAUGGUAUAAAAUGAUACGAUACAAUAUAUCAUAAGACAUGAUGCCAUUCCGUACUAUACCAUAUGAUAGGAUGAGAUAGGAUAAGGUGUGAUACGAUAAGAUAGGAUACAAUACAGUACCAUACCAAACCAUUUGAUACAAUAGAAUACUGUAUGAUAUGUUUUGAUUGGAUAGAACAUGAUACAAUACAAUGCAAUAUGUGAUGAUACCAUACAUAAAAUGUGAUGCGAUUCUAUGACAUGUUACGAUAAGAUAUGAUAUGAUAUGAUAUUAUGAUAUAAUAUUGCUAUCAUAUGAUAUGAUUUAAUCUAUUACUGUUGAAACAAACAUCCCCAUAUUAAGGUGCAGGCACAUAGUGAUGACAACAAUGACAAUUUACAAACAUGAUCCAUAGGGUUGAAAAGAACACAACAUUUAAAGUUGAAAAAAUAUAAAUAUAGGUGGCAGUAUCUGUCUUGUUUCAAACUAGCUUUUUAGUAGCUUCACUGUGUGGUAAAAAAAUGGAGAAGUGUGCCUUAAAUACAUGGAUGUUCUUUGGUUGAAUGAUGUUUUCUUUUUCAGAAUGGGCCGCCCCAGUAGAAUCAUGUUCCUGGACUCCGACGGGACCACCAUGUUUGAGUACAGAGUCCCCAAAGGAGAAUCAGACAUGGUAAGACAUGUUCUAAGACCAUCCUAUCUGGCUGCUGUUGUUUGUGUCGUUUUUUAUGAAGUGCAUGUGUGUCUGGUGUUUCCUGUUCAAGACAGAAAAAUGAAGUACUGGUGUGAUUGAUGCUCUCCCUUCAUGACUUUGUGCUCAAACUCUGACUUUUUCUCCCAUAACUCACUCUAGAAUAAUAAACGAUAAGCACGUACACACACAAACACAGAAACACUUCCUCUCUGCCUCUUUAUAAACAUCACACACUCAGCCUUACUGCAGUAAACAUCCUCACACACUCACUCAGUCACUCAGAGGGUAUCAUGAGGGAGGAAACACCACCAGGUCAGAGGUGUGUGAGUGCAAGUUUAUUAAAAGGCCAGUUUUAUCCUGAUAAAUCAGUAAACUGAUCCGCUGGUGGAACGGUAGUAUCCCAAUACUCCCUAAGGUCAGACUCCAUCACUACACAUCAUUUCCUGCCAAGAUACACACACAUAUCUCCUGCGUACACCCUGUACGGCCAGCCAGGAGUCCUUUAAAUACAGGUCCCAGAAAAUUGGCCUAUUAUUAUUUUUAGAUAAAUGUCAGUGUCAAGCACCAGAGGACCCGAGAGAAAACACUCUAGCAUUGAAAAAUGAAGGAGGAGGAGGGUCGACAGAGCUCAACUUUUGGACAGAGAAUUUUUCACAUGUUACAUCACUGCCCAGCAAAAGGACAGAGAGUAUAGCUAAUUAAAACUGAGAUUACCCCUGAACUGAAAGUUAUGAGGUGCAGGCACUCGGCCAUAUUUCUUCUCUGUGCUGACAGCAAGAAAGGCUGCAGCCUCGGGUAGAGAGCGAAUUCACAUAACUAAACGUAUUAGCAGAUGUGCGUGUUGUCUGUUUGUCGUUGUGCCUUUCUGUUUUUUUACAAAUGAGAGAUAAAUAAGACAGUUGAAAUUGUAGCCACUAUCACACCUUGACCAAAACUGCUGACAUGAUACGAUAUGGUACAAUAUGAUACGAUUUAAUACAAUGUUAUGCAAUACGAUGCAAUCUGAUAUAACAAGAUACAACAGGAUGCAAUACAAGUUGAUACAAUACGAUACAAUUCAAUACGAUUCAAUACGAUGUGAUACAAUACAAUACAAUACAAUUUGAUACGUUUUGAUUCAGUUUGAUGCGAUAUGAUAAGAUACAACUUGAUACGAUACAGAACAAUUUGAUACAAUACGAUACGAUACAAUACAAUUUGAUAAGGUACAGUACAAUGAGAUACAGUUAACCUCAAUUCUCCCAGACAUUUGUUUGGGAUUGGGGAACUGCCGCCUCACUCCACAUUAUAAAAACAUGGGGUAAGCAAGGAAGCACCACCAGAUAACAGCAUGACAAGGUGAUGAGUUAAGUUUCAGAGAAUAAGUUAACAUUUUUAUUGUUUUUCCUAACUGACAUGUUUUAUCAGACUUGCAUAUCGUGUUGUGUUGAUACUACAGAACCUUUUUAGUUAAAGUCAAAAUUAUGCUCUUGAACCUAAUUAUACAAACUUCAAGGUGUUCAUUUUGACUGUAAAUGUUCAGCUACAGUAUGAACGAUGGCGUAUCUUUGCUCCCAGCUCACCUGUCUGAGUGUUUUUUAUGUAGGUCUGUGGAGUAUGGAAGAACUUGCCAAAGCCUCUUCUCAGGCAGCUGCAGUCUGAGCAGAUGCGCAUCAGCAUGACCACAUCGACGAGCAGACGGGAAGAAGUGGAGGGCAAGAUCAUCAAACACAGAGCGCUGUUUGCCGGUGCGUGUGUGAUUGGUUCAUUAUUCUCUUAAGACAUGUGCAUUCCUUUGUCUUUGUGUUGAAGUACACAAAAACUCAGUAUUUACAAAGUUGGGGGGGCUGUAUAUGCUUUUGUGUAAUCUCAGAAAGCCUUGUGAGGAUUAAUGUAGCUCUGUAAACAAAGUCCUAACUUUGUUUACAGAGGAGUAUUUAUGUAGAAGACAAGUGAAUAAAAGAAGGCUGAUUCUUAGUAUGACUGCAUGUGUCCUGCAGAGACGUUCAGUGCAACGCUGACUUCAGAGGAGGAGGAGAACUCAGGCAUGGGAGGCAUUGCCAUGUUGACUCUGAGUGACACAGAAAACAACCUCCACUUCAUCCUUAUCCUCCAGGGCCUCGUCAAACACAAAGACAAAGGUGAGUGGUAAGACAAAGAAGAAAGAGGGGAAGAUUUCUAAACUCCAAACUUAGACUUUCAACCCUCCUAUUAUGGUGCCAUCUGAAACAAUGUGAUUACCAACUCCUCCAGUGAAACUACAGGUUUAACAAAACCACAGAGACAAGGAUCCUCCUCUGGGAAGCCCCUUGCCACUUACUUUCCACCAAAUUCAUCUCUGUGAUUCACUGCCUCAAGUUUUAAACAGCGAGUUUGACUUUGGUGUCUCUAUCUGAAAGAAAACCAUGAUCAGCGCCAAGACAGCAUUUUUCUACGCUAGGUUAGGUAAUUUUAUUUGUAGGUUUGGUUUACACUGAGUGAGUCAGCCAUUAACACACAAACUAUCAACAGUACAAGUCAAGACAUAAUAGACAAAGUGACAGCAGUUCCAAAAGAUUACCGAAAGAUUAACCCUUGUGCAGAUGGCAGCACAUGUUGCUGCACUAUGUUUAUACAUUGUUCAGAUUUAGUGUUGCCUUCCUAGAUGUGGCACUAGCUACGCCACACCACCUCACUCAUCGAGCCCAACCAUCAGAGUUGCUGGCUUUUAAGCUGUGUGUUGAUAACAGGCUCUAUGAGGAAGCAGCAUCCAUGAUUUCAAAAGUAGAUGUCAGAUUUUGAUUUGACUGACCUCAGUUAAAUCUGUUUUAUUGUGCAUUUGUGGAUGUAGUGACGACCUGUAUGCACAGACAUUUGUAUUUGGGAGUGAUAUUGAGCCAAUGCAGUGAUUUCCACCAUAGAGCCCUGUCUAAUUUUAAUGUCUUUAUAUAUUUUGUUUUUAUGGUGGGUGUCGAUGCACUGUUCAUAACUUAGAAAAAGGUUUAAAUGAUUUGCACACCAGCUGAUAGAUGUUAUAAACAUCAUGCUCGGUGUUCCAACUCUUGAGGAAAUGGAAUCGUAUUUCCUUUGAAAGGAAUACACCCACUCACUGGAUGGAGAACGCUUUAAAGCAAAGCACAUCCUUGUCAGUGGCUGUUAGGGCAAACAUCACUAACAAAGCUGUCUGUUUUCAUCAGAGCCCAUCCUGGUGCCGAUCCGAGUCCAGCUUGUGUACCGGCAGCACAUCCUAAGAGAGAUCCGAGCCAACAUCACCUCUCACGUGAGUAGUGAUUAUAAAGUGUCUGUUGUCAAGCAAAACUCUUCAUUAGAGAAAUAUCUACUGUCUGCUAUAAGUAUUCAGCACAUCGUAACUUUUGAAGUCAAGUAAAAAGUGUUCUGGGUACAGACGAGGAUUUAAGGGGUGACUGGAGGAGGAGCUGCUGGUUUUAGUGAAGGAACACAUGACACAGCAGCACACUCACUCCUGCCCUCCCUCACCCCGUCCUCACAAAGACGGAUGUGGUUUUGUCACCACAUCCUAAGGCUGUUGUUGCUGCCGCUCUAAUCACAGUUAAACUACCACGAGACAUGACAAGAAAAACGAGCGGAGAGGAAGAGUGAGGGGAGAGAAACAGGAGGUGAGAGAAAGUGUGCGAAAGAAGCUCGGGCAGAUGUGAGCGAGGGAUGAGAGACACAGAGGAAAGGAGGGGAGGGGGAGAGGAUGGACUGAGCACACACUCCUCACACAUGUCAGUGGUUAGUGGUCUGUGGGCUGAGGUGGAUGGAGGGAGGAAGGAGGAGUGAUGAAAGGCGGGUCUGUUUUAAAUUCUGCCAGGGGCUGAUGCGCUUCUCUCGAGCUUAGCGGUGAGAGUGACUGUCCAUGAAAAGUUGUAGCUCAGCAGCAGUCGUAUGACCCGUCACGGUGUCCUCAAGCUGGGUUCUUAUACCUAAACCACUAAAUCAGCUAAACCAGAACACCAGUACAAGACACACAACACAGGACCUGCAUAACCAAAACAAUCUGAUCAGGUUUAAGCCAUUAGAUUAGAUCAUUUAUUAAAAUUUCUUUUGGAAAGAUUUUCAGAUUUGACCACAUAAACAGGUUUUGUUUCUGAUCUGGAUUAUGGUUUCCAUGUGUGAUCAAAAUUUUUGUUAAAUGCCUCCAAUCCAGAAAAUCAGGAUUCAUCUUAUCCCUGUGAAAGGGGAGAGGCAGAGAGGAUUUCACAAAACAAAAGAGUAAUGAAACUCCAAAUGAAAACAUUUCACUCCCGCUGAGUAAUAUCUAUAUGUUAAUGUCUGUAUUUACAUCUUUAAAGAUCUGCUCAUUCUGAUUCAGACUACACUGUUCAUACGACGGCACCCUCAGGAUGCUCUCCUUUAUGAUUCCAGCUUUAAAUACAAUCACAGAGCAGGAAACACAUUUAAUUUUUAUACGCAUAGUGUCAUUUUUCAUUGCACCAGUAAUCCUGACAGUUAUUGCUCUGCAUGAUUUACACAAACUCAAACACAUAUCCUUUUGCAUCUCUCACUAUUAUCUCCGUUCAAUUUUCCCCACAUAACUCACCUUCCCUCCUCCCCAGAGCCCCCCUCUCUGUUUUGGCUCCACGCUGUGUGGAUUUAUGGUGCAUGUAUAUUUAUAUUGAACUCAGGCCCUUAGGUCAUAAAAUAGUAACAUUUCUCCAACAUGCUCGUACAUCUGUCCUAUUAAUUCCACAUUUCUCAACCACUUGAAAAUUCCCCCUAACCCCCCUGCCCUGUGCUCUCCUUGGGUCCAGCUGCCUGCUUGAAAUUAAACUUCACUCUGUAUGGAAAGUGUCGCUGCAAAUGCAAGACAUAUUUUCAGCCCAGUGGGGUGGUUUGAAAUCAUGUGUUUUUAAGUGUUCUUGAAACCAAGUUGAAUGCUUAAUUUUUGUUAUUAUCCGAAUCAUGCGGUGAGUUUGCUGUUCUGGGAUUAUUUUUACUCAGAUGAUUUUAUUUUUCUAAGACUGGAGACACAUUUUAGUUGGAAACGUCAUAAGUUGUGGUUUUGCUGCUCUGGUGAUGUGUCGGUUUUUGCUUUUGCAAGUCAAAAAGAUGUUUUCUGUGUAUUUUGACACAUUAAUCCAGACACUGCAAAGGGAUUUAUUCACAGAGGAAUCUUGUUUUAUAUAUUUACCCAUUUUCAAGCCCAUAUAUUGCACACAGCUAACUGUUUCCAUCUGUGCCUACAGGAUCCAGACUUUGCUGAGGUGCUGACAGACCUGAAUAGCCGGGAACUGUUUUGGUUAUCUCGUGGCCAGCUGGAGAUCGUAGUGGCAACGGAGGGUCAGGACCCACGACAAAUCUCCGGCUCCAUUAGCGGCAGGAAAUCGUGUGACAGUAAGUGUCCCCCACUAAGGCGAAAACGUUUUUCAUGUCUCUUUUGCGACAAACACUGCGGAGCAAACAAAGGUUCUUGACGAUGUGUUUUGCUUUGUUUGCGCUCGUCCAUCUGCGGCUGUUUUUGUCAUUCUACUCCAUAAAUACGAACUCCAUCCUUUCAAGUGUUAUCAGAGGGGGAAAACCGUGUUUAUAGACCUUCUGUUGGAGUUGGUGGCCCACCAACACUGUGUAUGCAUGUCUGUCUGUGAGUGUGUUUGUGUGUGUGUGUGUGUGUGAGAGAGAGAGAGCGAGAGGGAGAGGGGUUUUAGGAAUGUUGUGGACAGACUGAUCGUCCGUUUAAGCGUGCACACGUGGUCGUUUCAUUGGACGCUCUCUCGAUCAUGAACAGGGAGACGUCUCUAGCUCUUUGAAAGACACUUUUAAAGACAUGCAUGUAAGAAGAGAAAAAUGCAUGAAGCUGUUUUUUGGUCAGUUUUUACACAUGGACACACAAUGGUACUGCCAAGGUCACAGUCUGCUGGACCUGACUCUACAUGCUGGUGAUUAACAGCUUGACGUUAUGCGUGAAGAAUUCAAACUCAACAGGCUUCUUUUUCCCCUCGCUCCCUCUCUCUUCUCUCUCUCUCUCUCUCUCUCUCUCUCUCUCUCAGUCUUUCAGUCUCCCCCCUUCCCCAUCUUUGGCGUCAUUCCUCCUCUCUGGCUUUUUUCUGUCUCCAUGUCAUUUUCAAAUUUUUCCCCUGCCUCUUUCCCAUCACCCUCUGUUAGUCAUUCCCACCCGUCCUCCCUGCUCGCUCUUUUUAAGCCUGCUGCAUUCAACAGGAGUUACCUCACCAUAAGGCUUAACCUUGGGUGGGUUUUUUCGCUUGUUCUUGUGCCUAACAGACAUGUAUGUUUCUCGCCAAGGCCAGGCAGACAAUUACACAGCAGACACACCUCCUGAUUAGACCUCCAAUUGAGUCUGUCCCAUCAAUGACUGGCUCUUGCUGAAGGGAUGUCUUGUUUGAGUGUGUUAGUGUGUGUGGGGGGGAACAUUUGGAAAACGUGGACCCCUUCCUCUCUGAGUAAAUUUUGACAUGUUUAAAAUCAUUGCCUCAUCUCACUCGCUGUCAUGCUCUACUUUAGUUGAGGGGAGGGAAACUCCGAGGGGAAAGGCGAUUAUUUAAGAUAAGAAAUCUGAGAAGGAGUGUACUCUAAAGUGGAUUUUUGAUGUUGAUCUGUGCUGGUUUUGCUCAGCUAUACAGAGUGUGAUGUCCAGCGGGGAUGCAUUGACUCCGGGGAAGACAGGAGGAGUGGGAUCUGCCAUAUUUAACCUCCAUGGUAACGGCACGCUCGACUACCAGGUAUGGAUUUGUUGACUGUUUUUGUGAUGAUAAAGAACUUUAAUUUGAGGUUUGGAACUGCAAUUUUUGACAAAUUAAAAUAAGAGUUUUAUAAAUGAAAGGAAAUUGUGAAAUGUGUGCUCAAACCAAAUUUUCUCUCUUAAAGGAAACUUCUAAUUACUUAUUUUCACCUUCAUGUCAGUCUUAUACACCUACAGAGUGGCUUCAGGGUGUUACCUUUUACACAGCUUAGUCUCAAAACAAUCCAAAAACUAUGCUUUCACAGAAAAGGUCUGUUAGCAUCCAUGUAGCUGCCCAUUCAGCCAUGUGAGCAUGUGUUAGCCUCUGCUACAUUUCCUGCUGUAUUGAUGUUACUUGCAGCUUGUAGGUCUGGGUCUUUAUGGACGGAACAGACUCAGGAUUCAGGUACAGCUGAGAUGCAAAUCCAGCUAGUACUGGCCUUUGUUGACAAAGAAGUCAUCAGUAAAGUGGCGUGCACAAACAGCUACAAGGUCAUCCCAAAAUACAUGAAAACUUCAGGAAGAGUGUGAUUUUCCAUUCACAACCGAAUGAUGCUUUUGAGUGACUUUUGGAGACAUACCAAAUCAACUUAGUGCAGAAAAAGAAAAAGAUGGAUGGUAAAAUAGAUUUUUUUAGCUUACGGUUGAACUCCACUCCUUCAUUGUCUUACCUAUAGCAAGACCUGAUGCCAGGUCACAGCCAUGUCUCAAAAUGAGAUGUUCAAAAAACCUGGAAAACACAUCUGGGGAUUACACCAACAUCUGUGUGUCUCUUGUUUGAAACUUUACAGAGUUUUAGUAUGGAUGUCCAACAUCUUGACAUUAAAUAUGUAUUAUUAAAAUGUAGAUUAGCAUAUUAGGUCCCCUACAUGUAUCAAAAAAUGACUAAAUGGAUGUCUCAAAUAGGAAUGGGUCAUGAUUUUUGAAUAUUUACGUACUUGUUCAUUGUUCAAAAAGUAUCUCAAAGAUACGUUUUAAUUAUUUCGCCAGUUUCUGACUAUGAUAUGACACAACCAUCGCACAGGGUUCAACCUCUUCAAUUGUAGAAUUAAGGCCAAAUUACAUAAGUCUACAUCAACUAUACACAGAGAUUGAGACAGCCAGCAGAAGAGCAAUGAAUCAAUUAUUGAAUAGUUCACAAUGACCAUCAAAUAGUAUUUGGCUAUUAGCAAACAUCCCUCCGCCUGGCUGUGUAACCGGUCCAUCUGGGCUGUGUAUGUUAUAAUUGACAGGCUUAAUAGCAGACAGACAGAAAGCAUUAGUUCACAAGCUCGUCUGUUUUACAAAAGGCUGAGUGUCACCACUCUCACUCAGAUUUUUACACUCAAGUUUUAUGGAGUUUCCUCCUUACAAGAAAUUACAGACUUGGGAAAAUCCAACCACAAACCAUGUCAUAAACCAGACAGAACUUAUUAAAUUCAUAAUUAGUGCACUUUUACCUGCACUGGCAUCCAGUCAAGCUCAUCUGAGAUUAAACUAAAUCUCAAGACAUGUAAUAAAACUGUGUCUGCUCCUUUCAAGACCCAAUAAAUAAGCAGCUUUUGUAAACAAUUUAAAAUCUGCUUCAAACAGGCCUUCGUCUUCAAGAUCUGCACAUGCAUCAUCCCACUAAGUAAAGCUGUUGUGGGAUUAACAAGAUAAAACUGGAUCAAUGUGGCGUUCUUUCUGCAGGAGGAUAAAACACGCUUAAUACAACAAGAAAAGACCUCCUGCAAAGCACACAAUAAAACUAAGCUUUAGGGAAAUAACCGAUGAAUAUACUGGAUAGUAAGUAACACUGUAAUGAUUGGUGUAUGUCCGCUCCAGGUUCAGGUUGCAGGUCUUACCAGUGAAUUUCUCGGCCUCACCAUCGAGCUGAAACCCCGGCGUAGAAACAAGCGCUCUGUGCUGUAUGACCUGACCCCGGAGUACAACAAGGCCACCGGUCGCGCUCAGGGCAGCUGGAGUCGCCUGGAGGCUCGCCACAUCCACAUGCUGCUGCAGAACGAACUCUUCAUUAACGUGGCCACAGCGCACAACCAGGAUGGAGAGCUAAGGGGGCAGAUUAAAGCCAUGCUCUACAGCGGCCUGGAGGCACCCAGACAUGGUAAGAGUUAACAGGAGCAGGAGGAGGAAUAAAGCUCAAAGAACAUAUGGAGCUGCUUUCUGAUUACACGAAGAAAUCACAGUUUCUGAGUCCCGGUUGCACGCCUCAUUGAAACAUUUCCCCGUCUUUCAGAGCUUCCCACUCCUCUGGCCGGACACUUUGUGGCUCCAGCUGUAAGAACAGGUGCUUCUGGUCACGCCUGGGUGUCGGUGGACAAACAGUGUCACCUGCACUAUGAGAUCGUGGUUGCUGGCCUUGGCAGGACUGAGGAUCUCACUGUGAACGCCCACCUCCACGGACUGGCAGAGAUCGGGGAAAUAGACGACAGCAGCACCACGCACAAGAGGCUGCUCACCGGCUUCUACGGCUCACAGGUACGUAAACAAAUUCAAACAUUCAACAGUGGAAAGAAAGCAUGCAGAGUGCACAGACUCAUGAAUACUGUCCUCUCUUUCCAUCAGGCUCAGGGCGUUUUAAAGGACAUUAGUGUUGAAUUACUGCAACACCUGAACCAGGGGACAGCUUUCAUCCAGGUCAGCACCAAGAUGAACCCACGUGGAGAAAUACGAGGACGGGUAUGUGCAGAAAAAAUCCUGAUUUAUCACUUCACGUUUCUUUUUGAAUUCAGUUUUGAGUCUGUUGCUGGACUUAGACUCUACAUGAAAAUUUCUGCUCCAACAGUUUAAAAUACACAGAAGUAACUUUAUAUCAAAGAACCGCCUGAGCAAGACCUGCAGUGUUUGUCAUUGUCUGCAAAUGUGUAACAUAAUCUAUAAAUUUCCCAACGUGGUUUAUUUACUCAAAAGUUUAUCACUAAGUACCUGAUUUUCCUGUUGACCCAGAUGUCCAGAAUGUUUUGAUUGGCUGUCCAUGAAGUCUGGUCUACCUAACAGAGCAUAAUAUUUAUGGAUCAAUUCAUGCUUUUGCAAGCUGAUAUGAGACAAACUUCAAGUGUUUGAAUGCAGAAAUACAAACAGGCUCCAAUCAGAGGAAAGUCAGGUCCUGUUUAUUUGUGUUCGAGAGGCUGGACCUCUUUCUGCGUAAUCAGAUGCAUGACCAGAGCAAAUUUAACCCAGCUGCUAAAGUUUAUGGACAUUUUAAAUUUAAGUGUAACAUACGAAAGAAUAAAAACUUUUACAGGGAAGAAAUACUUAUUAAAAAUGAUGUAGGAUUCAUUCAUCAGAGGUCCUCAUCCCUUCUUUCUCAGAAGUAGCCCUUCUGUGUUUAUACGUCUGCUCAUGCAGCCCACACAGUCCCACUUUCACUGGCAGGUGCUGUCUGCCUCGAGGGGCUUUGCUGGGAAGUAAAAGUUUAAUUGCGCUUCAGAAACACACACAAGCUCUGACCCCUGUCACCCGCAACCCCGUUUGCAGCCUCACAGGUGUAGAAGGUCAUGAGAUCUUUCGGGCUUCUGGGUAAUAACUUGGAAAGCGAUCACACACAUCUAACAGGCAGGUCAAGCUGUUUUACUAGCCAACAGGUCAAACGUAAAAACAGCCAUCUGCUGCUAACAAGUCUGCUCGACACCAGGUUUGAAUCAGGUGUGACCAGCAAAUCUCUGAUGUGCUCUCUCUCUUUCCCUCUGUCUCUUUUCUCUUUGCAGGUUCAUGUGCCAAACAACUGUGAGCUUGGGACCAGAGGGGCUCCAGAGGAGGCUGAGCUAGAUGACCUCUUUGUUAAGGAUCCUGAGGAGCUGAAGAAAGACCCUCAUACCUGCUUCUUUGAGAAUCAGCACCAUGCUCACGGCUCCAGCUGGACCCCAAACUAUGACAAGUGUUUCUCCUGCAGCUGUCAGGUAAGAUCCUAGAACACAAAGGCAGCAAAAUUAUUCAACACGUGUGCAUUAGAGAUCACAAGAGAAGCAGAAAAAUCCAUCUGCUGAAAAUCUGAUCUCAUUUUUUCUCACUGAAAAACUUUUUUCAUGUUUUUUUUUCCUACAGAAGAGAACUGUGAUCUGUGACCCGGUCAUCUGUCCAGUGUUGACCUGCUCCAGGACCAUCCAGCCCGAGGGCAAGUGCUGCCCCGUCUGUGACGGUGAGAUUCACAGCGAAUGUUGCUGUAUAUGACAAAAUUUAUCAAUCAGACGUAUUCAUCAGGUCUGAAACAGCUUUGAGGGCCAGACAGUGACAAACUGAGUCAUUAUGAGAUCAUGCAGUGAUCUCCCACUAUAGAGCCAUGUCUACUUUUAAAGCAGAGCAGCCUAAAGGCCAAAAGAUCAUGGCCACCCAGUGCUGGUUUUAGUUCUUGUCCCUUUUGCACAGAGAUUUCUCCAGAUUCUCAUAAGUUUAAGAUUAUUGAUAUAAUGCAAAACAGUCAUAAAUGGUACAUCUUGGAUAAAUAAUUGACUCAAGAUUACAAAAUGGUUCUAGUAGGUUAAGUGCUGGAUUAAUAAUGUUUGUGCUGUUCAGAUUAGUCAUAAAAUAAUGAUCUCCUGUUGCUGGGGAAAGAUCUCUUGUAAUUCGCACCAGCAGUUCAGUAUUUGUAUUGCAUGAGUCAGGGUGAUGUAGAUCUUUCAGUAUUUUGUCUCACUAUCUAAAAAGAAAUGAUAUCUAACAAUAAUAUUAAAUCACUCUGGAGUUUAUUUUCUUUUAUAUCAGAUUUGUGUGUAACUUUGUGCUGUUGAUUUUUAUUCUUCUCGGGUGAAUUUCCAGCGCAAUCCCCGCAACAAUCAUAAAGUUGGAAACUAAUUCUGUUUUUAUGUGUCCAUUUCCUGUUUCCUUUGCAGAGAGGAAAGAGCCCAAGGACAUGAAAGCUCCAGAGAGGGUGGAAGAACAUCCUGAGGGUGAGUACAGCCUCUCCUCUUUCAGAUUCAGCCUCUCACUCCUCUGCCGGUUUUUCUUUACAAGCUUCUCCUUGAUUUUCUUCAACAUUCCCUCUCUAAGUUUAACCCUGAAUCAUUGAUGCUUUUUCUUGCCGACUGUUUCUUUAUAACCUGUUUUUUUCUCUCUCUCUCCCAGGGUGCUACUUUGAAGGAGACCAGAAGAUGCACGCCCCAGGAACCACAUGGCACCCUUUCGUACCUCCCUUUGGCUACAUUAAAUGUGCUGUCUGCACUUGCAAGGUAAAUAUACACCAAUAAACCCGCUCACAUCUGGCUGGAUUUACUUUCCAAAAGCCCUUAAUGGGUCAUUUAUCUUGUAUUAGAGAAACAGAGGCUUGAAAAAUGCCUCAUCUGUUCAACUAUUUAUGUGGAAAAAAAGCAAUAAGUCAGCGUUAUUCUGUGCCGGAGAGGGAAAGAAACAGCUGCUAACCUGAUGCUAAUGCUACUCUGCAUCCACAGGGGUCUUCAGGGGAGGUUCACUGCGAGAAGGUGACGUGUCCGGUGUUGACCUGCAGUCAUCCUGUGAGGCGCAAUCCCUCAGACUGCUGUAAAGAGUGUCCGGAGGAGGAAAAGACUCCCGCUGGGUUGGAGCACAGCGACAUGAUGCAGGCAGACGGCCCGCGGCACUGCAAGUUCGGCAAAAAUUACUACCAGAACAGCGACAACUGGCAUCCCUGGGUACCGCUGGUCGGGGAGAUGAAAUGCAUUAACUGCUGGUGUGAUGUAAGUACUGCAGCUGCACAAAUACACAAACCAAGAUCAGAUUCUUUUAACAUGAGAAAAGAGUUUUUGUUACCAAAGACAGAAAAAGAGAGUAAAAAUAUGAAGCCUCCUGUUGUGACUUUUCAAAUUAUAAUGCAUGAGAUGUUGAUGGAUGGAUGAUGUCCUGCUUACCGCUCUUUACCAAUUCUUCAUCCUUUUGUCUUUUUCUCUGCAGCACGGUGUGACCAAGUGUCAGAGGAAGCAGUGUCCAGUCCUGACCUGCACCAACCUCAACCGCAGAGACGGUGCCUGCUGCCCCGAAUGUCUCGGUAAGCAAAAACACACAAAAACACACACCAGCAGAAAAUCAAAUCAUAAAUAUCUGAGUGUUUUAGAAAGGAGGGAUCUACACCUCUGAAAUAGUUUAGACUCCUGCCUGAGCAGGGACGUAAAACAAUCAGUGAAAUAUGCAGAAAGCUCAUGCUUUUAUAUAAUCACCUAAAAAAAUUAGAAACAGUUUGGGGUCUGGACUUGCAUAACAAUACAAAUGUGUCCUCUGAUGACUUUUUUUAACCUGCCAUGAAAUUUAGUUCAGGUUUUAGAUAUUUGUCCAGAGAAAGGCUCAAACUGUGAGUCAUCAAACAAAAAUGAACAAACAGAGCUUUAAAGCUGUAAAAUAUUUCCCCUUUAGUUUAUCUUCAGAGUAUUUGUUCCUGAUGUAGAUGUUCUCGUCUGUUAAAAUCCAUAAAGAUGGAAGAAAAUCUUAGACUUGGGUACACUAAAUCACAAGAUGUACGUUUUUUUCUUUUCUUGAACAAUUAAGAGGCUCAAACCACCAAACAUUACACCAAUUUUUCAAAAUGACAACUGAGGAUUUUGGUCACAUUAAGGAUAAAAAUAAUUAAAGACAAACAAAGUGAUAAAUCUAGGAUAAAAGUGCUAAUUUUACCAGAAUGAAGUCAUAUGAGAGGAAAGUGGUAAAGUUACAAAAAAAAAAACUCAAACAUUUAUGGGAGAAAAGUUGUGAAAUUACAGGAAAGAGUCUUAAAUUUAUAGGCAUGAACCCACAAAAAAAUCACAAAUUUAUAGGCAGAAGAAGAAAAACUUUUAGAUGAACAAAGCUCUAUGUUAGCAAGAUUAAAUUCACUAAUUAAUGGGAAAAUGUGUUUUUAUUCUUUGUUGGUCAAUGUACAUAAUUUAAUUUGUCAAAGUUUUGAGAAAAUACAUUUAUGAAACAGUUUACCGUCCAUCAGUUUAGCACAGAGCUGUUUUAAAAAGUGCGUUUCAGUCAUCAUCCUGCUCCCAGUGUUAGAAAAAUCACUCAGCGGUUGAACAUGACGGAUCUUAUUUAUUGAAAAUCUGCUGCAAACUCUAGUUUCUCAGCCCUGAUGUGAAAGUGCUGACAGUUUUAGCAGACUUCAGGUAUUCAGGAGCUUCUCUCACAGAUUAGUAUCAUAUUAAAACUCAAGUCUGCUUCAUCUCUGCUCUGUGUCUUAACUCUGAAAUUCCUGUUUCUGCAGAUUCCAGAGAAGGAGUGGACCAGAUGAUGAAAGCUCCAGACAAAAGACGGACCUCAGGACACUGAUCUGAGGAACCCACGCUAACAACUCCGAACCCUCCUCUACCCAAAUGGGCCCAAACCCAGAGCUGCACACUGGGCCUGUCCCCCCCACCUCCUCCCCCAAACCCACCCUGUUAUCAGCUUCAGGAUUGUAAUGAACAAGAGAAAUAAUAAAGGGAUAAUUUUCUAAAGACUUGUCAAAGCGACGAAGAGGAACAACCAGACUUCACAAACCUACUGCCGUUUCUUUUUUUGGCUUCUGCUUCUGCUGGAAUAUUUUUCUCCACUCGGUUUGUCAAAGUAAAAGCUCAUCAGGAUGAAAGAUACAGAGGUGAAAAUGAAACCGCUUGUUUGAAGGGAUUUUUUUCUCACUCUUGGUCCAGGUUGUGCACGUCGUAUUUCAGCGACAGAGCUUCUUUUUGAAGUACAGCCUUAAAUACUGUAUGUCUCCCUGAAAAGAGAGAGAGGGAAGUAUUGCUCAAGUUUGUGUGAAUGUGAGUUUGUAUGGGUGUUUUUUUUGCUUUAAAUUUUAAGAAUCACAACUAAUCAUCAAAACAGAAACACAGCACGUGUCCCGGGUCUCACAGUACGGUUUAGAAAGAGCAAAAAAGCAGCAAAAACCAGGAGGAAGCUCGUCAGCCGGUCUGCAACUUUUAAGAGGAUGUAAAAUUUUGAUUUUUUGUGCAACUUCUCUCAAAGAAAAGCUGAUAAUAGCUCCAAUCGUUUCAGUUUGAUCUAAAUACUCCAUUGUGCACACGCUUCUCUGCUUCAGUUGUUCUUAUUUCUGUCUCAAAUUAAGUAAUAUUUUAUGAGUUUUCCUAUCGUCGUUGUUUAUGGAUAUGAAGCUGGUUUGUAUUUUGUAUUUAUUGAACCGUUUGGAGACAAAAUAAAGAAAAUGUUUGUUGGUAUAAAAUAAAAGAAAAAAAAAAACGAA
Xyrichtys novacula (pearly razorfish) is the source of this 23805-nucleotide messenger RNA. The record is from the annotation of a GenBank genome assembly. NCBI's taxonomy places the organism in Eukaryota, Metazoa, Chordata, Actinopteri, Labriformes, Labridae.